AAUACCCUCCUCACAUUCACUUAUAUUUCCUCAUAAUUAAAACCUCUAUUUUUACUUCUUCUCCUCAAAGUUUGAGAGAGAGAAAGAAAGAAAGAGAGAAUAAUGGAAGUUGAAGAAGAGGUCUCAAGAUGGGAAGGCUACGCAGAUUGGAGAAACAAAGCCGCCGUGAAAGGCCGUCACGGAGGCAUGCUCGCCGCUUCUUUUACCUUAGUGGUGGAGAUAUUAGAGAAUCUAGCGUAUCUGGCGAAUGCAAGUAACCUUGUGUUGUACCUAAGAGAGUACAUGCACUUGUCUCCAUCGAAAUCGGCGAAUGAUGUUACCAACUUCAUGGGCACAGCUUUUCUCUUAGCUCUUCUUGGUGGUUUCCUCUCCGACGCGUUCUUCUCCACUUACGUCAUCUUCCUCAUCUCUGCCUCUAUUGAGUUUCUGGGAUUAAUCAUACUCACUAUCCAAGCUCGAACACCAUCCUUAAUGCCACCAACAUGCGAUGGUCCCACGUGUGAAGCGGUGAGUGGUUCUAAGGCGGUGAUGCUGUUUGUAGGAUUGUACCUUGUGGCUUUAGGAGUGGGUGGGAUUAAAGGGUCAUUACCGUCGCAUGGAGCAGAACAGUUCGAUGAGAGUACACCUAAAGGCCGGAAACAAAGGUCAACGUACUUCAACUACUUCGUGUUCUGUCUUGCUUGUGGAGCACUCGUGGCCGUGACGUUCGUGGUUUGGUUAGAAGACAACAAAGGAUGGGAAUGGGGAUUUGGUGUUUCUACUAUCGCUAUCUUCGUCUCGAUUCUCAUCUUUCUCUCCGGUUCAAAGUUUUAUAGGAACAAGAUCCCAUGUGGAAGUCCUCUCACCACAAUCUUGAAGGUUCUUCUUGCUGCUUCUGUUAAGAGUUGUUCUAAUGGGAGUCCAAGCAACGCGGUUGUGAAUUUAGCUAUUAGCCCUUCUAAUCAUGUAAAAGAAGUUACUGAAUCAGGAGAACUUGAAAAGCCACGUCAUCAAGAACCAGUGCCUCCUCCUCAGACACAACUAACCAACAGUUUGAGAUUCUUGAACAGAGCUGCUGAGGAGAAACCAGACCUCAAGUUGUUAGAAUGCACGAUCCAACAAGUAGAGGAUGUGAAGAUUGUGCUCAAAAUGCUCCCUAUAUUUGCUUGCACUAUCAUGCUCAACUGCUGCUUAGCUCAGCUCUCCACAUUCUCCGUCCAACAAGCUGCUUCCAUGAACACAAAGAUAGGUAGCCUAAAGAUCCCUCCAGCUUCAUUACCGGUCUUCCCCGUCGUGUUCAUCAUGAUCUUAGCACCUAUCUACGACCAUCUGAUCAUCCCAUUGGCUAGAAAAACAACCAAGACCGAAACGGGAGUCACUCAUCUACAAAGAAUCGGAGUAGGUUUAGUUCUUUCGAUACUAGCAAUGGCCGUUGCAGCUCUCGUUGAGAUCAAGCGUAAGGGAGUGGCUAAAGACGCGGGGUUACUUGACUCGAAAGAAACCUUACCAAUCACUUUCUUAUGGAUCGCGCUUCAGUAUCUUUUCUUAGGGUCAGCUGAUCUGUUCACACUAGCUGGACUUUUAGAGUAUUUCUUCACAGAAGCACCAGCGUCUAUGAGAUCUCUAGCGACAUCACUCUCGUGGGCUUCUUUGGCGAUGGGUUAUUACCUAAGCUCGGUGAUCGUUUCGAUAGUGAACAGCAUAACAGGGAGUUCAGGAAACACGCCUUGGCUGAGAGGAGAGAGGAUAAACCGUUACAAACUAGACUACUUCUAUUGGCUAAUGUGUGUAUUAAGUGCAGCCAACUUCUUGCACUAUCUCUUCUGGGCAAUGAGGUACAAGUACAGAUCAACAGGUUCAAGAAGCUAAAUAUGAUCCACUUUUGAGGGUUUUUGAAUGGAGGAAAAGAGCAGAAAAAUGUUUUUUUUUUUUUUUUUACUUCAUCGGCUGAUAUAUAUAAGAGAUGAAUGGGGGGAUAAAACUAGUGGUGUUGUGGUCAGGUAAAUAGUGGAGGUGUUGGAGUUUUUUUUUACUCGUUGGACUAAGGAAUGUACAGCGAGUGAUUAUGAUAUUUAAUUAACUUGGUUUAGUUUUUA
Messenger RNA from Brassica oleracea var. oleracea, 2075 nucleotides. Its product is annotated as protein NRT1/ PTR FAMILY 4.6. The transcript has 5 exons. Gene Ontology annotation, molecular function: transmembrane transporter activity. Gene Ontology annotation, biological process: transmembrane transport. Gene Ontology annotation, cellular component: membrane. NCBI's taxonomy places the organism in Eukaryota, Viridiplantae, Streptophyta, Magnoliopsida, Brassicales, Brassicaceae. The record is from RefSeq and is a predicted model, not a curated record. Bases 103 to 1848 code for a protein of 581 amino acids.